AAACGUCAAGUUGUAAUGGUUAGAAAGGAACAUAUGAACAACAGUUUGGUUGUUCGGAGAAUCCGAUACGUUGAAUGUCAGAAGAAUCAUGCGGCGAAUAUGGGCGGUUAUGCCGUUGAUGGGUGUCGGGAAUUUAUGGCCGGCGGCGAAAGCAACGCUCCACUAAUAUGCGCUGCGUGUGGUUGUCAUCGGAACUUUCAUCGGAAAGAGGAAACUUCCGAGGUAGUUGGUGCUUCUUAAUAAAUUUAUUUAUUUACAUAUAACAUUGGAAAGUACAA
Messenger RNA from Impatiens glandulifera, 278 nucleotides. RefSeq names its product mini zinc finger protein 3-like. The transcript has a single exon. Gene Ontology annotation, molecular function: DNA-binding transcription factor activity; transcription cis-regulatory region binding. Gene Ontology annotation, biological process: regulation of developmental process; regulation of DNA-templated transcription. Bases 16 to 240 code for a protein of 74 amino acids. Gene Ontology annotation, cellular component: nucleus. NCBI's taxonomy places the organism in Eukaryota, Viridiplantae, Streptophyta, Magnoliopsida, Ericales, Balsaminaceae. The record is from RefSeq and is a predicted model, not a curated record.